UUUCCUCUCUGCUUUGUAGUCUCAGGGCUGCCUCAGCAGGGCAGGAAGGGGGGGGUGGUGCCAGUAGGCGGGUCCUGCCGGGCUGAGCGAACCUUGGACAGCUCCAUCCCAGCCAGGUCCCUGCCUCCCCCGAGCCGCUCUCUUGUUGCCAUCGAUCUGCUCGCCCAGGGCAGGGGCCAGGGCCGGGGCCAUGGAGGCGAACCCACCAGUGCUGGCCACAGUGGGGGUGGGCGACCUGGUGCUGCUAGACCCCCUGAGCGAAGAGUCGCUGCUCAGCAACCUCCAGGAGCGCUUCCUGCACAAGGAGAUCUACACCUACAUUGGCAAUGUGGUGAUCUCAGUGAACCCGUACUGCCAGCUGCCCAUCUACUCCGCGGAGAUGGUGGAGCAAUACUGCAAUGGCAACUUCUACGCCAUGAAGCCACAUAUCUAUGCCAUUGCUGAAGACGCCUAUAGCUCUCUCCGGGACCGCAACCAGGACCAGUGCAUCCUCAUCACCGGCGAGAGCGGUGCUGGCAAGACUGAGGCCAGCAAGCUGGUGAUGUCCUAUGUGGCGGCCGUGUGCAGCAAAGGCGCCGAUGUGACCAAGGUGAAGGAGCAGCUGCUGCAGUCCAACCCUGUGCUGGAGGCUUUCGGGAAUGCCAAGACCAUCCGGAACAACAACUCCUCCCGCUUCGGCAAGUACAUGGAUGUGGAGUUCGACUUCAAGGGCGAGCCCCUGGGAGGCCUCAUAAGCAACUAUCUUCUGGAGAAGUCCCGUGUCGUGUGGCACGUCAAGAACGAGAGGAACUUCCACAUCUUCUACCAGCUCCUGGCUGGGGCGUCCGACCCACUGCUGAAGCGGCUGAAGCUGCAGCGCGACUGCCGGCACCAUGGCUACCUGGGUGACGAGGACCCACGCCUGCCGGGCAUAGACGAUGCCACCAACUUCCAGGCCGUGCAGGAUGCCAUGCGGAUCAUUGGCUUCUCAGAGGCGGAGGUGAUGCAGCUGCUGGAGGUGACGGCUGUGGUGCUCAAGCUGGGCGACCUGCAGCUCAGCGGCCAGUUCCAGGCCAGCGGCAUGGACGCCUGUGGCAUCCAGAACAUGCAAGUGCUGCAGGACAUCUGCGAGCUCAUCGGGCUCCAGGAGAGUAUCCUGGAGCAGGCUCUGUGCUCCCGCACCGUGGAGGCCAAGCAGGAGAAGGUGGUGACGGCCCUCAGCGUUGCCCAGGGCUACUUCGGGCGGGACGCGCUGGCCAAGAACAUCUACAGCCGCCUCUUCGACUGGCUGGUGACCCGCAUCAACGAGAGCAUCCAGGUGACUGUGGGCGAGCGGCGGAAGGUGAUGGGUGUCCUGGAUAUUUACGGCUUCGAGAUUUUCCAGGACAACAGCUUUGAGCAGUUCAUCAUCAAUUACUGCAAUGAGAAGCUGCAGCAGAUCUUCAUCCUCAUGACCCUGAAGGAGGAGCAGGAUGAAUACUUCCGGGAGGGCAUCGAGUGGACCCCGGUGACCUUCUUCGACAACAGCAUCAUCUGUGACCUGAUUGAGAGUGGCAAGGGGGGGAUCUUGGUGCUGCUGGAUGAGGAGUGCCUGCGCCCUGGCACCGUGAGCGCUGCCACCUUCCUGGCCAAGCUGGACCAGGCCUUUGGCAGCCACGAGCACUACGAGAGCCGGAAGAGCCAGAGUGACCGGCACAUCACGGACACCAGCCUGCCCAGCACCUGCUUCCGCGUGCACCACUACGCUGGCAAGGUGACCUACAAUGCCACGGGCUUCACUGAGAAGAACACGGACCGGCUGUACCGGGGGCUGGCGCAGGCCAUGUGGCAGGCCAAGCACACUUUGCUGCGCAGCCUCUUCCCCGACGGCGACCCCAAGAAGGCAUCACUUAAGAUGCCCCCCACAGCCGGCUUCCAGUUCAAGGCCUCCAUCAACACCCUCAUGAAGAACCUCUACUCCAAGAACCCCAACUACAUCAGGUGCAUCAAGCCCAAUGAGAGCCAGGCGCCGGGGCAGUUCACGGAUGAGCUGGUGCGGAGCCAGGUGCGGUACCUGGGGCUGCUGGAGAAUGUGCGGGUGCGGCGGGCCGGCUAUGCCUACCGCCAGCCCUACCAGCCCUGCCUGGAGCGCUACCGGCUGCUCAGCACCCACACCUGGCCCCGCUGGACCGGCACUGCCAGGGACGGGGUCCAGGCAUUGCUCUCCGACAUGGACAUCCCGCCUGAGGAGCUGGCCUAUGGACACACCAAGGUCUUCAUCCGCACGCCACGCACCCUCUUCGACCUGGAGGAGCGGCGCCGGCGCCGGGUGGAGGAGCUGGCCACGCUGAUCCAAAAGACCUACCGGGGCUGGCGGUGUCGUACCCAGUACCAGCUCAUGCGCAAGAGCCAGAUCCUCAUCUCAGCCUGGUUCCGGGGCCACGCGCAAAAGAAGAGGUACCAGCACAUGAAGAGGGCGGCACUGCUCAUCCAGGCCUAUGUCCGCGGCUGGAAGUCGCGCCGUCUCUUGCGGGAGCUGAAGCACCAGUAUUGUUGCCACCAGGCUGCGGCCAUCAUUUCUGCUUACUGGAGAGGGUACAAGACGCGGAAGGAAUACACAAAAUAUUUCCGCUCCGGGGCCACGACUCGUCUGGCAUACUUCAUUUACCGGCGGCUGCUGCAAAAGUUUUUCCUGGGGCUGAAGAACAACCUGCCCCCGCUGACUGUGAGCGACCGGAGCUGGCCACCAGCCCCCUACCGCUUCCUGACCAAUGCCAAUGAGGAGCUGAAGACCAUCUUCUACCACUGGAAGUGUAAGAAGUACCGGGACCAGCUGAGCCUGGAGAAGCGGGCGGCGCUGCAGACCAAGCUGUGUGCUAGCGAGCUCUUCAAGGGCAAGAAGGCACGGUACGGCCCCAGUGUCCCAGAGCCGUUCCAGGGUGACUACGUGGGGCUGCAGAAGAACCCCAAGUACCAGAAGCUGCAAGCCACGGCCCGGGGCAAGCUGGUGCUGGCUGACACCGUGAGGAAGGUGAACCAGGCCAACGGCAAGAUGACACCCCAGCUCCUGCUGCUCACCAAGGAGCACGUGAUCCUAGCAGACCCCAAGGCCGCCCAGCCCAAGGUCGUCAUCAGCCUGAGCGACAUCCAUGCCAUCUCCGUCACCCGCUUCUCCGACGGGCUGCUCGUGCUACACCUCAAGGAGCAGAUGGGCACGGGGGGGACCAAGGGCGAUGUCCUGCUGGUCAGCGACCACGUCAUCGAGGUCGUCACCCGUGUGCACCAGGUCCUGCUGGAGACCACAGGGCAGCCGCUCAACCUCCAGAUUGCCGACCAGUUCUCCAUGCAGUUCAAGAAGAGCAGCAUUGCAGUGACGGUGGUGCAGGGGCCGAAGGGGCGCCUGGGGCCUGUCUGCAAGAAGAAGGGCAAGAAGAUGGAGGUGCUGGUCUGCUGAGGGGCCGUGACCGUGGGCAUGAAGAACCCGGCCAUCACUUGAGCCUGGUCCCUGGUAUUGCGGUGAUUUAAUAUUAAAGCCUGGAGAGCCCCCAAAGGC
This is a messenger RNA of Gavialis gangeticus (Gharial), 3511 nucleotides long. It is a transcript of the gene MYO1A, whose product is annotated as myosin IA. Bases 191 to 3412 code for a protein of 1073 amino acids. The transcript has 29 exons. Gene Ontology annotation, molecular function: ATP binding; actin filament binding; microfilament motor activity. Gene Ontology annotation, biological process: sensory perception of sound; vesicle transport along actin filament; actin filament organization. The record is from RefSeq and is a predicted model, not a curated record. Lineage: Eukaryota; Metazoa; Chordata; Crocodylia; Gavialidae. Gene Ontology annotation, cellular component: actin cytoskeleton; myosin complex; plasma membrane.